Messenger RNA from Priapulus caudatus, 2966 nucleotides. RefSeq names its product glycerol-3-phosphate acyltransferase 1, mitochondrial-like. The record is from RefSeq and is a predicted model, not a curated record. Bases 73 to 2691 code for a protein of 872 amino acids. Gene Ontology annotation, cellular component: mitochondrial membrane. The transcript has 22 exons. Lineage: Eukaryota; Metazoa; Priapulida; Priapulimorpha; Priapulimorphida; Priapulidae.
CAGUUCGUGAUUGGUUAGUCUGUGGUAAAGCUUGUCAUCGGUUAGUUGACAUUUGGUUGACAUAUUCGCUUUAUGAGUUCGGAGCGGCGAACACAUGACUUUGGCCAAGAACUGAAAAUCAGUAGGCAGAAUAUGUCAGCUGAACUACUACAGAACUUGAAUAGCGUGUAUGACAAAUGGGAGAAAAAGGCGCAGCCUUAUGGGUUGCGGAACUCUGUUGUCAAACAGAUACAGGAUAGAGCUAGGAGACCCAGUCAGAGACCAGGAUCAUAUAUGAGUGACAGACACAAUGGCUUUACUGGACCAUCAAUGACCCUGGGAAGAAGGCUAGGCCAGUUUAAAGUGGCACCAACUACGUGCGAUGCUGGGGGCAAGUACCGACCAUUCAUGGGCCUGUGCUGCAAUGUCUGUGUCCCACUAAGUCGAAACAACUUCUUUGACAAGUUAACUGCUGACAUGGAUCUCAAGAAUAACCUCAUUGUGAGCACUCAAAACAGAAACUGUGGUUAUUUAACAAGAAAGCUGUGCUAUGCUACAUUCAGCCUACAGAGAAAGUGUAGUCACAGGUAUCCAAAACUCAACAAAACUGUGCUGGAAAAUGAGAGAGUACUCGAAGCAAUACACUAUGCUGCAUGUGAAGAUGAUAAUGAGAUUAAAACAUCACAUGCUAGUGCUGUGAAGACACACAAAAAGAGAGCAAAAGAGGUGCUAACAAAAAUGGCUGCUGCUAUAUCUUCAGCUUGGAUCAGGUUAACAGGCUGGGUACUGCUGAGGGUGUUCAACCACAUGCUAGACAGCAUACAAGUUCAUCAGGGCCAAAUGGAAAUGGUGAAGAAAGCAGCAAAAAGCAAUAUUCCAGUGAUAUUCCUCCCAUUGCAUAAAAGCCACUUGGACUAUCUCUUGCUGACGUUCAUUCUGUUCUUACAUGACAUUAAGGCUCCACAUGUUGCUGCAGGUGACAACCUCAGUAUUCCCGUGUUCAGGUAUAUCCUGCGUUCACUUGGUGGAUUUUUCAUCAAAAGGAAGUUGGACCCUCAUUAUGGCAAGAAAGAUAUUGUCUACAGAGCUCUGCUACAUACGUACAUGGCAGAAUUGCUGAGACGGGGCCAGUAUGUCGAGUUCUUCAUAGAAGGUGGGAGGACACGCAGUGGCAAAGCCGGUGCACCAAAGGCGGGGCUUAUGUCUGUUGUCAUUGACACAUUCAUCGAUGGAACUGUCACAGAUGCAUACUUGAUUCCGGUUAGCAUCACAUAUGAGAAGGUUCUUGAUGGAGAGUUUAUACGGGAGAAUAUGGGUUCAAAGAAAGUGCCAGAGACUUUUUGGGGUGCAGUGAAAGCAAUAUGGAGAGUGCUCAAAACCAAUUAUGGGCACGUGCGAGUGACGUUUUGCCAGCCCUUCUCCCUACAGGAGUACGUGCAGUCCGUGCAGACGUCAUCAGGUCGAGGCUUUCUUACGGAUGGCGGCAUGGGCUUGAAAGAUCCCAGUGAAUCAUCAUUAUAUGGGACUGAUGUAGUUGAGGAAGACCAAAGGCAAUUGGUUACAAAUGUUGCUACACAUGUUGUACACGCUGCAGUGCAUGCAAGUGCAGUGAUGAGCACUAAUCUACUAGCGUUUCUACUUCUGGUGAAUUAUCGAAAGGGGGUCAGCAUGAAGGAGCUAGUUAGAAGCUUUGACUGGGUGAAGGAAGAGGUCUUAUUCCUGGAUCGAGAUUUAGGCUUCUCAGGGGAAACUACUGCAGUGAUUGCACAUGCUCUAUCUAUUUUGGACAAUCACUUGGUCAACAAGGCAUCUUCUGUGCAGUGUGAACAAACGAACAAUAACAUCGAGAACUGGCGACUUUCCCCCAAUCUAUCACUGCCGGAUGUGUUUGGAUUGACGUAUUAUGCUAAUUCAGUCACAUCCGUCUUUCUGAUAGAAAGCGUAAUAGUGAAUGCUGUACUGGCACUAAGCAGGGAGCAGUGUUCUUACAUCAAAGAGGACUCCGUUGUACUGCCCAAGCAGAGACUUAUCCGCAUGGCUACCCAACUCUGCUCUCUUCUACAAUUUGAGUUUAUCUUUACCCCACCAUGUACCAGUCUACAAACACAGCUGCUAGAUGGAUUGGAUAGACUCGUGGCAUCUGAGGUGCUUUCAGAAGAGCUGGUAGUGAAGUCGCGUCAUGCAGAUGAGGCCUGGACAGGAAACAGUGGUUUCUGCUGGGAUUCAAGCUCAGAUGAGGAUGAUGACGCCAAUACCGUGGCUACGAAAGAUGCUCUUGAUGACAGAAUUAUUCUAAAGAUGGCAAGUAAUGGUGGGCAAGCCAAGUUGCACUUCCUGGAGAAUGUCCUGCAGUCUUUGAUCGAGACAUACUGCAUAGCUGCUGCUGCCCUUCCGCACCUUCUUGGUACCACAAUGACAGAGAACAACUUUCAGCAACGCCUACAAAAAUUGGCGAUAGAACGAGUGGAGCGAGGACAGACCAGCUAUCCUGAGUCGGUCUCCAUGGACACACUGAGGAACUGCACACGUCUUUUUGAAAAGCAGAAUGUAAUUGCCCUGUACUAUCUCGACACUCAACGAAUGCUCGAACUUGAUGUGAUGUACGACACGGAAGUUGCCCUCGCUGAAUACCUUCAUGUGAUAGAACUAUUCAGAAGCUCGAGGUCUAAUUACAAGGUAUGUAGUGAUACGGAUGUAACUGCGAGAUCGUGAGGUUUAAAGUCACUUAAGCUGGGGGCUGUGUUAAUUGUUAAGAGCCAGCUAAAUUUGUGUUCUAUAAUUAAUAUAUUUGAAAUGGGAAAAGGCAAAAUGACAAGAUUCGCAGGCAUGUUAUUCAAAGGUUGUGUUCACAGUAGGUUUGCGAGAUGUUGGAUAUUAUUUACCAACGUUUGGCUGCUAUGUCAAUUCUAGAAUGGAAAACUUUGUCAGAUUAUUUUGCACGUUCUCAAACACAAACGUGAGCCUUGUGAUCAACAACAUUAUUCAAA